Molecule: messenger RNA, 1731 nt
Organism: Trichoderma aggressivum f. europaeum
Lineage: Eukaryota; Fungi; Ascomycota; Sordariomycetes; Hypocreales; Hypocreaceae
Exons: 4
Coding region: 1-1731 (576 amino acids)
Cellular component (GO): plasma membrane
Molecular function (GO): sucrose:proton symporter activity
Source: RefSeq, a predicted model, not a curated record
AUGCAGCUCGAUCAACUCCGCUUCAGAACCGGGUCGGAAAUCCAAGUCUCCAAGCCCUCCUUUCCUCCCACGAGAAGCCUUCUGUUUCUCAUUCUCUUAUCGGCGGGAAUUGGCGGACUGCAAGGCGUUUUUGCUCUUAUAUUCUCCAAUGGCUCCGCACAUCUCGGGGACCUUGGCCUUAGCAAGGCCGCUCAAACACUGGUAUGGAUAACCCUCCCGCUUGCGGGAAUGACGGUGCAGCCGUACUGUGGAAUCCGUAGCGACCAGUGUCUUUCCUCUUGGGGCCGGCGGCGUCCCUUCAUCGCGUCGGGCGCCAUCGUUGCCGUUGUGUCGCUGCUUGGCCUGGCCUCGACCGAGAGGUUAGCCGCCGCCGUCGUCCGUCUUAGUGCCCGUGGCUGUUCUCCUACCGAUGCUUGUUCCAAGGAAGAGCCAGCCAAAGCAGCAGCAGAUUCCCUAGCGGCAGUCAUGUCCGUCUUCUUCAUCAUGGCUCUUAGCAUUGCUCUGCAGCCGCUGCAAGGAGGACUUCGCGCUCUCAUGGUCGACAUGUGCCCGCGUGCGCAACAGCCAGCUGCCACUGCCGUAGCGGGUGCUGUUGUAAGUGCAUCGAAUAUCCUCUGCUAUGCCGUGGGCUUCGUCGACCUACCGCGCAUAUCGCUCUUGCGGGCCCUGGGCGGCGACUCUCAGUUUGCCAUCCUGUGUAUCAUUACGUCGGUAACACUGGCCGUCUCGGUCGGCCUGACGUGCUUGGGCGUGCGAGAGAGGAGCGCGACGCUGGGCGACGAUGGGCUCUCCGCAGCAGCAAGAGGCACGAGAAAUACUGUGCGCGCUCAGCUAUGGUACCUCCGCACCAGCUUCCCCCGCCUACCACGACAGGUGCAGCAGGUAUUCAAAGUGCAGUUCUUCUCGUGGAUCGGCUGGUUCCCUUUCCUUUUCUACGCAACCACAUAUUUGCGCGAAACGUACAAGAAUGAAACACCUGCCGUACAACGUCUUGACCGAGGUUUCCAGGCCAGGGCGGCCAAGGUCGGCUCGCUCGGGCUGAUGCUCUUCGCACUGGUUGCAUUCGUCGCCGGCGCAUUUCUUUCCACUGCUCACAAGCAUGCCAACCGUGGAGGACAAGUCAUCGGAAGCACCUUGACCGGAUUAACCCGCAGCCUUCGACGCAUGUGGAUUGCGUCACAGGUCCUUUUUGCUGUAUGCAUGUUUGCUACAGCGUUCACACCGUCGCUCAGAGGCGUCUAUGUUCUCGUUAGUCUCAGCGGCAUCAGCUGGGCAGUCACCAUUUGGGCGCCGUUCGCUCUCAUCAGUACACAUAUUGUGCAUGACACCGGCCGUCGCAGCGGAGAGACGAUGUACUCCCAGCCGCUGAUGCGGGAUGAAGAGGAAUCCUUAAUAGAGGAUUAUGAGCAGCAGAAUCUCAUGGUGGGCGAAAAGGAGGAAGAUGACAGGCAUGUCUAUGGAGGGGAAGCGGACGACGUCUACGAGCGCCGACCAGGUGUCAUAAUGGGCCUACACAAUGUCGCUAUCGCAGCACCCCAAAUCGCGGCUGCUGCAAGUUGUAGCCUCAUCUUCUGGAUACUUGAAGGCUCUUCGCAAGACAGUGUUGGCUGGACACUGCGGUUUGGGGGUUUGGCCGCUCUGGGAGCUGCAAUAAUGGCAAGUGGGAUACAGGAAGAGGUUUCUGAAUUCCCGUUAAAAAAGCUUACGCGUUGUAUCGCGGGCACCGGUUGA